AGCGGAUCUGUAACGGUUAAAAAUGAGGUUAAUAUUAUGAUGAAGAAUUCUGUAGACGUUAUGUUUGGUGGACUAACAUUCUGGAUGUUCGGUUACGGUCUAGGAUUCGGGGACGAGCCUGGCUCUAACCCUUUCUGUGGAUGGGGUGACUUCUUCGUUCACGCUAAUUCCUCUGAAUUGGGAUGGAUUUACUCCAAAUUCUUUUUCCAGUCAUCGUUUGCAACAACAGCAACAACUAUUGUAUCUGGAUCAAUGGCGGAGAGGACUCGUCUGGACGCCUACAUCGUGUUCUCCAUGCUGAACACUUUCAUUUUCUGUAUCCCUGCCCACUGGACCUGGGCGCCCGGGGGGUGGCUGUACGAGUUAGGGGUGAUUGACAUCGCAGGCGCGGGACCGGUACAUCUCGUGGGCGGGUUGACCGGUCUGGUGGCAACUCUGAUGCUGAAACCGAGGCACGGCCGAUUCUCCUCAGAUAAGAGCAAACGGCCUCCCAUGGGAUCUCCAACGAAUGCUAUUCUAGGAAUGUUCAUGCUUUGGUGGGGCUGGCUUGGCUUCAACUGUGGAAGCACAUUUGGCAUAUCUGGUCUCAAAUGGAAACUUGCUGCAAGGUCAGCUGUGACCACUGCUCUUUCAUCCGUGGCUGGUGGCAUUGUGGGGAUUAUGACCAGUUAUAUUUUCAAAAACAGAAGAUUUGACGUAGUAUAUACUAUCAAUGGCAUUCUGGGUUCACUUGUUGGAAUUACUGCAAGCUGUGCCCUUGCUAAACCUUGGGAAGCUAUGGUCAUUGGAGUUUGCGCAAGCCUGAUCACCAAUGGAGUCUGCGCUUUGCUAGAUAAGCUAAAAAUAGAUGACCCAGUUGGUUGUGUUGGAACACAUGCAGCGAGUGGGAUGUUCAGUCUUCUGGCAUCUGGGUUGUUGACCGAAAAAGACGAACUGGCUGAUGCCUUACAGCUACAACGAGUACGCACAGGGCUAGUUUAUUCUGGUCAGUUUUAUCAACUCGGGAUACAAGCAGUGGCUGUAGUUUCAAUAUGUGCUUGGACGAUAAUAAUGUCUUACAUAUUUCUGAAGCUGAUCCAAGUUACUGUUGGUCUCAGAGUGACACUUGAAGAAGAAAUAAUAGGCUCUGAUAUUGUAGAACAUGCAGUAGGUGGCGUUCAUUAUGAUAAAGAGACCCGGAUGAUUGUGCAAGAUAUAGCCAAUCACGAAGAGCCAGAUAUAAUACGUCAUCAUGAUCAACAGACCACAUUUUCACGGCGAAGGCAGUCUCACACUUAUGGAAGACGGAUGUCGUGCCAAAGUGAAAGUUGUAAUGAUAGCAUAUACUUUCAUUUACCAGAACUGCCAGUCGUGAAAGAAGAAGAAUCGAAAAGUAUUAUGAAGACGUUACUUAAAAAUAUAGCAAGCAGAUGUAUUAAGAGUAAGAAACAUGUUUUGUUCAACCAUGAAAUCCACAACACACUCAGUACGAGUAAAGAACAAGGAGAUAUAAGCGUUGUUCAACCUGAAUUCCUGCUCCCUUCACUCCCAUUCUGUAAAGAAAAUGAAGAAUUGGAGAGAGAAAAGACCACAACGUACGUUUAAGAUAUGAGUAAUAAACUGAAUUAACCAAUACAACAGCAAUAGCACCAUGAGCAGUGUCUGUUGCAAACUAAGUGUACUAUGAAUACGAUAAUAUCAUAAUGUUCAGAUUCUCUUUAUUUAUAAUAAAAUUAAUGACAA
Saccostrea cuccullata (small rock oyster) is the source of this 1722-nucleotide messenger RNA. Its product is annotated as putative ammonium transporter 3. Gene Ontology annotation, biological process: ammonium transmembrane transport; ammonium homeostasis. Gene Ontology annotation, cellular component: plasma membrane. Bases 37 to 1584 code for a protein of 515 amino acids. The transcript is spliced from 8 exons. Gene Ontology annotation, molecular function: ammonium channel activity. NCBI's taxonomy places the organism in Eukaryota, Metazoa, Mollusca, Bivalvia, Ostreida, Ostreidae. The record is from RefSeq and is a predicted model, not a curated record.